AUGGGGUGGUGGUGGGUGCCCCUGCUGCUGGCAUCCUGGCUCCCUGGGGUACAGCCCUGCCUGCUGUGCUUCAUGCCUCCCCUGGACCGGUCACGGCUGUGCCGCGACGUCACCACAGCCCCCGUCGAGCACCCCCUGCACCAGCGCUGCCUCGAAGCCCUUGUCCAGGCUGCUGUGCCCUUCAGCUCUGUCACUGUGGCCUCCAAACCCGAUCCCAUCCCGGCGCCAGGGGCGGAGCAGCGCGAUGAGCUUCGGGCCAUCGUCAGGGACAACCUGCAGUUCCUGCACCUGGAGAAGGACACGAAGCCCUUUAACACGUCUCUGAAGGAAGCUGUCGACACAAUCUGGGCGAAGCUGAGCAAGCUGGAGGAAGCUCCAGCCUGCAUCCCACCCUGUGGGUACCAGCCAGCUGCCCGUGUCUACCAGUGUGCUACCUGUCGCCUGGUGGACUGCCAGUUUCCCCUGGACUGCCCAGUGCAGGACGUGUGGGCAGCAGCAGCUGAGGCCAUCACCCUGCACUGCCACGUGCCCUUCGCCGCCCCCCGCGACCUGCCCGUCACCUGGAUGUUUGCCAAGGACCUGCGCACACAGGACCUGUCAGUGUUUGAGGAGCUGCAGGGGGGUGCAGAGGGACCUCUGAGCCUGACCCUGCAGGACCCCACGCCAGGAACCGUCGCCUGUCGCCUGGGAGCCCUUUCUGAGCCCUUGGCCCGCAAGUACUUCUACCUCAACGUGACAGCGAGGAGCGUGGAGGCAGAGCAGGCUGUGCAGGCUCAGCUCAGGGCUGUGCUGCGCUGGCCCCAGGGCAGCAGCUCCCCCCACGGCCGCCCGGGGCUGGGGCUGGGGCUGGCUCUCGGCUCCAUGGCACUGGUGCUGCUGCUCAUGGCCACCUGGCAAUGCCAGAGACACCGAGACCCCAGCGACCCCCAGACACCCCCCAGCCCUGGACAACAGGGUGCCCCAGAGAAUUCCAGCAGCCUGACUGUGCCCUAGGAGAGCUUGGCACGUGGAUCCACCCCUAAGGGCCAACACCUCUGCAGUUGCCUUGUUUGCAUGGGGGUGGCAUGUGCAAAUGAGAACAAGUCUUAAACCAGAGCAGCAGAGUCCUCCAGAUGUGGCUGGUGCUGGAGGCAGAGAUCUGCUGGGGCUGGGCUGGCACACAGAAGUCUGUGGGCUCACAUGCAGAAACACAGGAGCAGCCCUAAAUAAUGCUUGGUCACUCCUGUCCCUGCAGCCAGCACUGGAGGACAGUCAGAUUGCUACCUGGAGGAAAGCUUUGUCUUCAUACUGAUGUACCCAAGGUGCUCCUGUAUAAUAAACCUUUGCAUGCCACAGCCACUGCA
Messenger RNA from Colius striatus (speckled mousebird), 1343 nucleotides. RefSeq names its product sperm acrosome associated 6 (gene SPACA6). Lineage: Eukaryota; Metazoa; Chordata; Aves; Coliiformes; Coliidae. The record is from RefSeq and is a predicted model, not a curated record. Gene Ontology annotation, biological process: fusion of sperm to egg plasma membrane involved in single fertilization. The transcript is spliced from 9 exons. The coding region runs from base 1 to 993 and encodes 330 amino acids.